Molecule: messenger RNA, 2994 nt
Organism: Lampris incognitus (smalleye Pacific opah)
Lineage: Eukaryota; Metazoa; Chordata; Actinopteri; Lampriformes; Lampridae
Gene: mapk8ip1b
Product: mitogen-activated protein kinase 8 interacting protein 1b
Exons: 13
Coding region: 1-2994 (997 amino acids)
Biological process (GO): regulation of JNK cascade
Cellular component (GO): cytoplasm
Molecular function (GO): protein dimerization activity
Source: RefSeq, a predicted model, not a curated record
AUGUCGGCUGGCCGUGCUCCCACGCCGGGCUCCCACGCCGGAAGCCCCGAUCGGAGGCGCGCCGGGGGCGAAUCGGCACUGGCAAAGAGGCAGCCUUCCGUCGCACCGCAGCUCUUCCGCUGCUCCGGGAAAACCGCCCUUCUCACUAUGGACUAUCCCCCCCGCCGGCAGCAACUGGUGGCGUCGGUGACCCGGAGAAACGAGCGAGAGAGAAACCGGGUGAGAUUGGUGAACGCCGGCUUUCAGACCCUGCGCCAACACGUGCCGAACGGGACCGCCGACGGCCGGCUCAGCAAGGUGGAGACGCUCCGGUCCGCAGUGGAGUACAUCAGAGCCCUGCAGCAGCUCCUGGACGAAAACCAAGCGGCGCUCCGGACCGCCGGCAUCCCGUCGCCACCCCUGACUGUCUCCAGCGCACUUUCAGCGGGAUCCAAGUCGCCCCAAUCCACCUGUUCGUCCUCCUCCGAGCCCGAGCUAAUGGAUUUCACCAGCUGGUUACACAGGUCCCCUUGCUCCAACGGCGCUAUAUGGCGUUCGUCGUCGUGUGCUCUGAGGGCUGACGGAGUGGUGGCAGCUGUGAAAGCCAUCGAAGUUGGACCCUCCCUUUACCCAGAGCCGAGGACAACUGACCCAGUGUUCCCCCAGUGUCAGCAGCCCUGUGUGUUGACCCACGACAUCAGCCUGGAUGAGUUCGAAGAUGACGACCUGUCAGAGAUUACAGAAAUCACGGACGAAUGCGGGAUGAGCCUCAACUGUAAUGGUCUGGAGAUCAAGGGCCAUGUGAGGAGAGGAACCAAUAGCAUGUCAGGUAGGGCAGAGCUUGGUGCUGUCGGCCAGCUCCAGGCUGAGAUGCUGCAUUUGGACCUCAUCGACGGGGCCGACGGUUACCGCGGUGACAAAGAAUCGUCAAAGGCGUCAGCCAUCCCAACUCCAGCAGUAACCAAGGACCCUGCGGCACCUGUUACCAUGGAUACCUAUCGGCCCAAGAGACCCACAACCCUUAACCUAUUCCCCAUGGUGCCUCGGACUCAGGACACAUUAAACAACAACUCCCUUGGGAAGAAAUACAGUUGGCAGGAGAAGGUGUCUCGCUCAUCCUCCCCCCUCAUAACAGGUGAGCUCACACCUCCACACGAGCACAGCUGUUUGAGCGACGAGAACAAGGUACAGGCUGGGGUUGCGCAGACCAAAGACCGCGGCACCUCCACCGACGCCCCCUGCAGACAUACGCACACCUCCGGGCACACACACGGUUCCUCCACUGUGGCCACAACACGCUCCAAGCUUCAGGAGAAGCCCCCUGCCCCUCCGCCACCUCAGAACUACACACCGGCUCCUCUGCAUCCUGCUGGGAGGCUAGAUGGCGGAGGGCACCACAGAGAGAGGAUUCGCUACCACACAGAUGUUCGUCUAGAGCCCACGGAGGAGAUCUAUCUGACCCCUGUGCAGCGUUCGGCUGACCCACUGGACCCGCGAGCAGAGCAGGACCGGCCAUUCCUGUCACAGCAGACCGAGCAGGGCCGCAUGUCCAUCAGCUCUGACACGGAGGGCCCACCCCCUUACCAGCCCCUCCCUGACAGGACCAAUCCUUCCAUCAAUGAGGCGGAUGAGGUCUAUGUCCCCCCGCCCUCUUAUGCUUCAUGUGUUGAGUCCCUCAUCACGCCACCCAGCAUUGCUCCCUCUGCCCCGCCACCACCCUCGUCCUUAGCCCUGGACCUCAGCCUCAGGGCAGCAGGGGCGGAGGUGAGGGCAGGGGUGGGGGCAGGAGUGGUGCUGAGGGCAGGGACAGGGGUGGAGUAUGUGGACGCCACUGACGACAACUAUGGAGGCGAGGACGAGGAUGUGGACAGGGUGAUGUGGGAUGGAAGGAUGAGGGAGGGGGGGCAAAGAGUGGGGGAAGAUGGGGGAGGCAGGAAAGGGCUCCUGCCGCGGACUUCUAUGAGCUCGGAGGCUAGCGGCCUGUCGUACGACUCAGUCAAAUACACUCUGGUGGUAGACGAACAUGCCCAGCUGGAGUUGGUCAGCCUACGGCAGUGUUAUCAAGGUUACAGCGAUGACAGUGACUCAGCCACUGUCUAUGACAACUGCGUCUCCUCCCCCUACGAGUCAGCCAUCGGGGAGGAGUAUGAGGAGGAGGAGGAAGAGGUGGACAGAGCUAGAGUGGAUGGAGUCAGGAGGGAGGCCACUGCCUGUCUGUCAGAGGACUCCACCCCAGAGGCGGACCUCCACUUCUCCAAGAAGUUCCUCAACGUCUUCUUGAAUGGACGCUCUCAUUCCUCUAGUGCUGAGUCGUUUGGUUUGUUUUCCUGUGUCAUAAAUGGAGAGGAGAGGGACCAGAGCCACAGAGCCGUCUACAGGUUUGUCCCUCGCCACGGCGAUGAGCUGGAGCUGGAGGUAGAUGACCCCUUAUUGGUGGAGGUCCAGGCGGAGGACUACUGGUACGAGGGAUACAACAUGCGCACUGGUGCCCGGGGCAUCUUCCCAGCAUACUACGCCAUAGAGGUGGCCAAGGAACCUGAGAGUUACAAAGUAAAGAGCAGUGAAUGGGUGGAUCGGUACCAACUGAAAUUCCUGGGCUCUGUCCAAGUGCCCUAUCACAAAGGGAACGAUGUUCUGUGUGCAGCUAUGCAGAAGAUUGCCACUAAUAGAAGGAUGACAGUUCAGUAUAACCCACCCUCUUCGUGCAUCCUGGAGAUCAAUGUGAAAGGCAUAAAGCUCAUGGUCCAGGAUGAUUAUUAUGCCAGCGACAGGAGUAACGAGUGCAGUCACUUCUUCCAAUUAAAAAAUGUGUCCUUCUGCGGCUAUCACCCAAAAAACAGCAAGUAUUUUGGCUUCAUCACGAAGCACCCAGCAGACCAGAGAUUUGCCUGUCAUGUGUUUGUUUCUGAGAAUUCCACCAAACCUUUAGCAGAAUCAGUAGGGAAAGCCUUUCAGAUGUACUAUAAGGAGUUUGUGGAGUUCUCAUGCCCAACAGAAGACAUCUACCUAGAAUAG